This is a messenger RNA of Ostrinia furnacalis (Asian corn borer), 852 nucleotides long. RefSeq lists its product as uncharacterized. NCBI's taxonomy places the organism in Eukaryota, Metazoa, Arthropoda, Insecta, Lepidoptera, Crambidae. The transcript is spliced from 8 exons. Bases 1 to 813 code for a protein of 270 amino acids. The record is from RefSeq and is a predicted model, not a curated record.
AUGCACAAGCAGCUGGACAAGCUAAAGUCAAGACACAGGUCCCGUCAGUCAAGACACAGGUCCCGUCAGUCAAGACACAGGUCCCAUCAGAAGGCGCACCCGCACUUCGGCGACUUCCAGAUGAUCCUGAUGGCGCUGCACCGCCUCGAGGACGCGGCCGGCAGCGCCAGGACCCAGGUGUCCGAGCAGGAGCUAUCCGCCUACAACAACAAGGCGCACGCCUUGGACACCAUCCCCUACUCGCAGCUCCAGAAUUGGAGUGUUAAAUAUGCAGACAGAAUAUCUAAGAAGAUCUUGGAGCACAUCGAUGGCUUAGACGUGAACGUGGGUAGUUCCGACCGGCCCGAGGACGUCGCGCGCCGCCGCGUGCGCGCCGAGCUCAAGAAACUCGUGCCUUACCUACCCACGAUCGUGCGUGAUGUGGCCACAGAACAAAUGACCCCAGAUCACAACAACAGCGUCUUCAGAAUGAGGAUAUACGGCGAGCCGUUCCUGCCAAACCACCACUCGGUGGACCCGAUCCUGCGCAAGCUGCGAGCCACUCACAUCAGUCGCUCGUCGUUCACCUUCAACAUGGUGCGGUUUAAUGUGCCCAGCGCUACCUACCAUCAGACUAUCGCGCUAAACGGCAAGGAAGUUGACGGCGCGAAGCUGAUCGUCCGGUUCUCCAUGGGCAUGAACUACAAGGUGAAGCCGGAGCUGAAGCUGAGCAUGGCCACGGCCUUCGACCCGGCCAGCAACUUGGACCCCAUGGCGCUCGCCGACAUGGAGGAGGAGAUCGGCUUCGAGAACGGGGGCAGCUGGGACGAGUGAUGCGGGGGUGGCCGAGUGAUACGGGGGCAGCUGCGACGA